Molecule: messenger RNA, 2733 nt
Organism: Penicillium malachiteum
Lineage: Eukaryota; Fungi; Ascomycota; Eurotiomycetes; Eurotiales; Aspergillaceae
Product: putative cell wall proline rich protein
Exons: 1
Coding region: 1-2733 (910 amino acids)
Source: RefSeq, a predicted model, not a curated record
AUGGCUUCGAUUUCUUUCCCCCCGCAAUCUCGUCCGGGGUUUCCUCAACAUUUCGAUUCAGCGCUUGCCGAUCCGGAGCAUAACCGUCGUCUGACAAUGCCUCCGUUGCCAAACCCACCAUUUGUGUUCCCGGCUCGAGAUCCGGAUGCUUCAGUCUCCAGCCCGGCAGAGACAGAACGCCGAACGCCUCCGGCUUUGCCGGCCUUUUCGUUUAACCCGGGAGCCGAUCAGUCUUUACAACCAACACCGCCAGCACAUGUACCAAGCCGACCAGGUGGACAUCGUCGACGACCGAGUGAAUUUGUUGGGGAUAAUCAGUUGGUGACACCAGCAUCAGGGGAUGCGGAUAAGCGGGAAGAACCGACGACUUCGACACAGCCGAGUGCUCCAACACCUGGUCCCCCAAGAGGUCCAGGACGACGCCAUCAUGCUCAUCGUCGCUCUCAAGCAGUUUCCGGAGUCGAUAUGCUCGCCAUUCAAAAAGCUCUUGCGACCAACCCAGGGGCCGGGAGUGCGCCAAAUACGCCGGGUGAUCCAUUGUUAGAUAAGGGACGUGAAGAUAUCUCUAGACCACUUUCCUACUCAGCUGGAAGUCUCGGUCGUCCAACACCUCCUGCAUCUCCUCAAUUUCCGCCUUCGUCUUCUAUUCCACCAGUUCCACCAAUUCCCGCUUCCAUUCAUCUCGAAUCGGCUCCGAUUAACGAUAAUCUCGAUAACGGCCGACCUGUCUCUGCAGUCUUUCACGAGACGCCUGAAAGCCCUGCAACUGCUCAAUUCCAACACCCGCAGAUUCCAACACCCCCAGCAGAGACGAGAUCGCCACACCAUCGCAAAUCGAAGCCUCGACCGAAGACUGCGGAUGCGUCUUUAGCUUUCGAUUUCAUGCAAGCCCAGAACACACCGGAUGUGCCUAAUGUCAAACGCUCCAAGUCAACGGGGCAUCCUCGCUCGGGUAAGAGCAAAUCAGUUGCAGAUGUUACUGCUACGCUAGCAAACGCGACCCACGAAGGUGACGAUGCUCACUCGACCGACACUUCUCGACCUUCUGGCACUUACUCUGAUGAUGGAUCCGAAGCGUCGAUUGACAUCGACCAUGAGUACGACAGCUCUUCACCUAAGAAGUCAUCUAAAUCCAAAAAGAAGCAGAAGCGUGUCCGUUCGUGGGCUGGUGCCAUCCUGACUCGCAAGGGAAAGCGCCAUGAUAAGCAUGAAGGUGAAAAUCUUGAAGUUCCAGCGAAGGAGAAGUGCAAGGAGAAGGCACGAAAGCUGCCGCCUGCCUUGACACCUCCAACUCUUACACGCACCAAUUCGGAGGCUGGCUCGGUUAUGGAGGUCGAUUUUGAUAAUGACGACGUUCUGGUGAUCCGAACGCCUACAAAUCCCGAAGGACCUGUGUCAGAUGCCGAUAAGGGACAAGAUGAUCGCCUUAUUCCUCCCGUUCCUUCUCUUGAGACAUCGUGGAAGCCGAGAAGCUUCUAUGAGCAAACAGCACAGGAUGAUGUCCUCAGCAGUCCCAUCAUUGAUCUUGAUGCUGCUCUUGGUCCAUUCAAUACCCCUGAUAUGCGGCCUUCUCGGGGAAACCUGAGCAAAUUUACCGUGGCAACACAGCGCAUGUACAGCGGUGGCCGACGAGGCGAGUUUGUUGGUCCGGAGAUGCGGUACCACCGUCGCACUGAAAGUGCUCCAGUCAUGCAGCCCUUUGAUCGCAGCAUCCUCACUGCAAUCCGUUUGGGAGGAAAUGGGUCGGAAACUCCAGAUGUUUUUGAUGAGGAAGAAGAGGAUGAAUUUUUGGCUGCGAACCAGUCCCCCAGGAAUGAGCGAGCGCCUCCUUUCGAGACUCCAGUUGAAAUCCCUGUCACUCAACCUCAACCUCAAGCCCCUGCAGAUGUUGAGAAGUCAACAGAGUCUAUCAAGAGCGCCAAUAGUGUCGAAACACUAACCGGAGCGCCUGAACCACAGCCCGAGGGUCUUGGAAUCCAGUCGACUGAAGAAUCUGUCAAUACGGAGGAAGCUCCUAUUGCUAUUGAACAUGACACCACUGAUUCUAUUCAACACCUCGAUAACCCGUUCUCUGCACCAUUCUCUGUGCCGCCCCGCGACUCCUCAGAGAAUUUCCAGUCGGAGGAUAUUGGCCCCAAACAACUGGACCCUCCCAGUCCCGAUAUGUCCCCUCGCUACCUGGCUGUUGAUAAGCGACCAUCUACGUCCCCCAACCAGCUACUGCCCAGCAUCCCGCCUUUUUCACUUUCAGCCGGUGUUUCGCCCUCGGAAUCUUCAUUCCCGUCGCCAGAUGGGCCACGAUUCUCUGAUCGCAACUUCUCAAGUCAUUCUUACCACCAUCUGCCUUCUGAUUAUCCAUAUGCCUCAGUGGAAGAUGUUCCAUCUUUGACUAGCAGCGCAUCCACCAUGACCACUGCCCACCGAUUCUCUGCGACAUUCUUCCCUCGCGGUCGUCUUUCAACUGACCGAGCUGCAUCUUUCUCGGCAGCUGUGAACCGUCGUAGCAGCCAGGCAAACUCUUCCAAAAGGUCUAGCCUGGCUAGCUUGUCCAAGUUGGUCGGUGGCCAGCAUUCGGAGCGAAGCAAACUCCACCAGGAAGAGAAGCCUCCAGGAGAAGGCUACGACAACUCCAAGAAAAAGAGUCGUCGCAUCAGUCGCCUGAUGCAUUUCUGGAAAGGUAAAGACAAGGAGAGGACUAUCACCGAGCCGUCCAUCCCUGAACGGCCGGUAUAA